AUGGGGGCUGAUGGAGAAAAUGUCGUCCUAAGGAAUAUUCUGGUUGGUCUCAACUUAAUGCUGCUGGGAUCUAUCUUCAGACCCUUUGAAUGCCGGCUAGAAGUGACAACAGAGAGAGUCAAAAGACAGGUCUCUGAUGAGGAAGGCAGCUUUGCCAACUACACAUCACCAGUCAAAGAGCAACCCAUGGUCUUCAGUCACAUAUACAACAUAAAUGUGCCUCUGGACAGCCUCUGCUCAACAUCUCUAGAGGCUUCAUCUGACCCGGAGGUGAGUUCAGAAGACGACCGGAUGACAGAAUACACCGAGCAAACCUCAGACAGUGAGAGCCAGGUCACCUUCACCCACAGGAUAAACCUCCCCAAACAGACUUGCAAGUGCGCUGCCUCUUCCCGCGAUAUUCAAGAGCUGCUGAGCAGGAUUGAGAUGCUGGAGAGGGAGGUGUCCAUGCUUCGGGACCAAUGCAACUCCAAUUGCUGUCAAGAAAAUGCAGCCACAGGGCAGUUGGAUUACUUUCCUCACUGCAGCGGUCAUGGCAACUUCAGCCUGGAAUCAUGUGGCUGUAUCUGCAACGAAGGCUGGGCUGGGAAGAACUGCUCGGAGCCUCUUUGCCCCAUGGGCUGCUCAAGCCGGGGUGUGUGCGUGGAUGGACAGUGUAUUUGUGACAGCGAUUAUAGCGGGGAAGACUGCUCGGAGGCCCGCUGCCCAACCGACUGCAGCUCCCGAGGACUGUGUGUGGACGGAGAAUGCAUUUGCGAAGAAGGUUUUGCUGGAGAAGACUGUAGUGAGCUGAGGUGCCCUGGGGACUGUUCAGGGAAAGGAAGCUGCGCCAAUGGGACUUGCAUCUGCCAGGAGGGCUAUGUGGGAGAAGACUGCGGGCAGCUGAGGUGCCUCAAUGCUUGCAGCGGGCGUGGAUAUUGCCAAGAGGGCCUGUGCUCGUGCGAGGAUGGCUACCAAGGGCGAGACUGCUCAGCAGUUGCCCCACCGGAGAGCCUGCGAGUGGCUGCGAUCAGCGACAGGUCAAUUGACUUGGAAUGGGAUGGGCCGAUGGCUGUGACCGAAUAUGUCAUCUCCUACCAGCCUGCCGUACCUGGAAGCUUGCAGCUCCAGCAGCGAGUGCCUGGGGACUGGAGCUCCAUCACCAUCAAAGAGCUGGAGCCAGGUCUUAUGUACAACAUCAGUGUCUAUGCUGUCAUCAGUGACGUGCUCAGUACCCCUGUUGGUGCCAAAGUUGCCACCCAACUCUCCACCCCGCAAGGUCUGCAGUUCAAAACCAUCACAGAGACCACUGUCGAGAUGCAAUGGGAGCCCUUCUCCUUCCCAUUUGACGGCUGGGAGAUCAGCUUCAUCCCCAAGGACAAUGAGGGGGGUGUAAUUGCACAACUUCCAAGCAGCGUGACAACCUUCAACCAGACAGGGCUGAAACCAGGAGAAGAGUACACUGUCAAUGUGGUUGCACUCAAGGAGCAAGCCCGGAGUCCCCCAACCUCAGCAAGUGUCUCAACCUUCAUUGAUGGGCCAACCCAGAUCCUGGUGCGAGAUGUCUCCGACACAGUGGCCUUUGUUGAAUGGACUCCACCUCGGGCCAAAGUGGACUACAUCUUGCUGAAGUAUGGCCUAGAAAAUGGGGAAGGGGGGAAGACCAUCUUUCGUCUGCAGCCUCCCCUGAGCCAGUACUCUAUGCAGGCCCUACGACCCGGCUCGCAGUACGAAGUCUCCAUCUCUGCUGUCCGUGGGACCAACGAGAGUGACGCUGCAGUCACCAGCUUUGUAACAGAAAUUGAUGCUCCAAAGAACUUGCGUGUGCUCUCCCGGACAUCUGACAGCUUGGAACUUGAGUGGGACAACAGCGAAGCUGAGGUAGAAAACUUCAAGGUCGUGUACAGCACACUGGCUGGAGAGCAGUACCACGAGGUGCUGGUGCCACGGAAGACAGGUGCCACAACCAGGGCCACCCUCACUGAUUUGAUACCAGGGACAGAGUAUGGAGUUGGAAUUUCAGCCGUAAUGGAUAGCAAACAAAGCGUUCCAGCUACAAUGAAUGCAAGAACUGAGCUCGACAGUCCUGGCAACCUCAUUGUGACCGCUUCCACAGAGACCUCCAUCUCUGUGUCCUGGACCAAGGCCAAGGGACCCAUCGAUCACUACCGGAUCAUCUUCAUCCCUGCCUCGGGAAUGGCAGCGGAGGUUACUGUGCCCAGAGAAAAAUCCGAGCUUACACUGUUGGACUUGGAGCCUGGGACAGAGUAUACCAUCUCUGUCAUUGCAGAGAGAGGCCGUCAGCAGAGCCUAGAGAAGACAGUGGAUGCGUUUACAGGGUUCCGACCAAUCACACAGCUUCACUUUUCUCACGUGACUUCCUCCAGCAUGAACAUCACUUGGAGUGACCCUUCUCCUCCGGCAGAUAGGCUGAUACUGAACUACAGCCCCAAGGAGAAAGAGGAAACCAAGCAAGUGAUGUUGGACCCCACCAAGAGACAUGCGGCCUUGUCUGGCCUGCAACCCUCCACAGAGUACAUUGUGUCCUUGGUGGCUGUGCACGGCCUUGUCAGCUCUGAGCCCAUUAUCGGUUCCAUCACAACAGGAAUUGAUCCCCCGCGGAACCUGACUGUUGACAAUGUGACUACCGAUUCUGUGACUGUCCGCUGGUCUCCUCCUAUCGCAUCUAUUGACCACUAUAGAAUAGCCUACAAAUCUGCCCAAGGACGAGUGGACAGCAUAGUGAUCGCCAAGCGGGUCACUGAAUACACCCUCAGCCACCUCCAGCCAGCCACAGAGUACGAAAUCAGCUUGAAGAGUGUGAGGGGCAGAGAGGAAAGUGAGCCCCUCUCCUACAUCAUGUACACAGCCAUGGAUAACCCAGAGAGCCUGACUGCCAUGAACAUCACUCCAACAGAAGCCCUGCUGAAGUGGGACCCACCUGUGGCUGAAGUUGAGAAUUAUGUCAUUGUGCUCACACACAACACAGUUGCAGGAGAGACUAUUUUAGUAGAUGGGACCAGCCAAGAGUUUGAGCUUAUCAAUUUGCUCCCUAGUACCAGCUAUGGAGUCACCAUGUAUGCCACCAAUGGGCCUGUCACUAGCAGAACCAUUUUCACCAAUUUUACCACACUUUUGGAUCCUCCAUCAAAUUUGACAGCGAGUGAAGUGACGCGACGGAGCGCCCUUCUUUCAUGGCUGCCUCCCAUGGCAGAAAUUGAGAACUACAUCAUGACUUAUCGGUCACCUGAUGGAAGCCGCAAGGAGCUGAUCGUAGAUGCAGAAGACACCUGGAUCCGCCUAGAAGGGCUUUCUGAAACCACAGAGUACACAGUACGCUUGCAAGCAGCCCAGGAUGCUGUCAGAAGUGGAUUCACCUCCACUGUCUUCACUACAGGAGGCCGUGUGUUUAUGAACCCUCAGGACUGUGCCCAGCAUUUGAUGAAUGGUGACACGUUGAGCGGCGUUUACACCCUCUCUCUCAACGGAGACCUCAGCCAGCGAGUGCAAGUGUACUGCGAUAUGACCACAGAUGGGGGUGGAUGGAUUGUGUUCCAGAGGCGGCAGAAUGGGCUGACAGAUUUCUUUCGGAAGUGGGCAGAUUAUCGUAUUGGUUUUGGAAACCUUGAGGAUGAAUUCUGGUUGGGGCUAGACAACAUGCAUAAGAUUACGUCGCAAGGACGCUACGAACUGCGGAUAGACAUGAGAGAUGGCCAAGAAACAGCCUACGCCUAUUAUGACAAGUUCUCCAUUAGCGAUGCUAGGAGCCUGUACAAGCUCCGGAUAGGGGACUACAAUGGCACUGCUGGGGAUUCGCUCACCUAUCAUCAGGGGCGCCCGUUUUCUACCAAAGACAGAGACAACGAUGUUGCCGUCACAAACUGCGCCAUGUCCUACAAAGGGGCCUGGUGGUAUAAGAACUGCCACCGGACCAACCUCAAUGGCAAAUAUGGCGAGUCCCGACACAGCCAGGGUAUUAACUGGUUUCACUGGAAAGGACACGAGUUCUCCAUACCGUUUGUGGAAAUGAAGAUGCGUUCCUACAACCACCGCAACACUUUGGGGAGGAAACGGCGGUCCAUGCAGCUGUAA
Molecule: messenger RNA, 4071 nt
Organism: Eublepharis macularius
Lineage: Eukaryota; Metazoa; Chordata; Lepidosauria; Squamata; Eublepharidae
Gene: TNR
Product: tenascin R
Exons: 21
Coding region: 1-4071 (1356 amino acids)
Molecular function (GO): protein binding
Source: RefSeq, a predicted model, not a curated record